This is a messenger RNA of Fusarium fujikuroi IMI 58289, 1653 nucleotides long. RefSeq lists its product as uncharacterized. The transcript is spliced from 3 exons. The record is from RefSeq and is a predicted model, not a curated record. Lineage: Eukaryota; Fungi; Ascomycota; Sordariomycetes; Hypocreales; Nectriaceae. The coding region runs from base 1 to 1653 and encodes 550 amino acids.
AUGGUUGAACGAAAGUUCCAGAUCAUAGAUAAAUAUGAUUUCAACAGAACAUACCACGGCAUCGCGAUAUCCGAACAGUGGCAAGCCUGGGAGACGGCGCACUUCUUCCGUGUCAGGUCCAUCAUCGAGAACCCGACCGCAGGCGCGCGGCUAAUUGCCUAUGGCUGCAAUAACGGUGAUGCAAACUCACUCAACUGUACGACAACAUGCUCCAACGCAACACUCAUGUAUAGCUCGCCUGAGAACAUGUGGAACUGUAUCACGCUCGCGACGUUGGGGAUGCUAGUUGGACCUGGGAAUGAUACAAUUGACCGCGAAAGUGAGAAGGAAAUGGAUGAUAAGUUUCAUUUUGGAACUGUUGAGAAGUUCAAUACUUUGGAUGUCUUUCGGAAGGUCAGGGACUGCGCUUGGGCUUCUUGCUCUGACUCUACGUACGGCAGCUGCACGAGCAGUCUUCAAGGGUUCAAGUGCGGACCUAUUUCACCGGAUAAUAUCGCCAAGUUUGGUAGAGUCAUGGCAAAGCCCUACUGUCAGGCUGCAAGCGCUGGUAUAGACUUGGACAUUGCUGGACAAGGUAUCGUCACGGCGUAUGUCAUCCAGCUAGUGCUCGUCCUGUUCCUCGGUUUCUGCUUUAAGUUGACAACGUCAUGGAUCCGAACUUUUGGCCGCAUGAGUAGCUCAUUCCAGAAAGACUCUGUAUUUCGACAAACAUGCCACAGGUGGCAGAGAACACUGUCCGAAACACGCUUCGCAAAAGCUUCAUCCUCCGCUAUGCUCGACCUUCAAGAGUCGCAAGCUCUAUUCGCUGCUACCAUCUCGAUCACGGCCAUCAUCACGUUCGACGGCGGAAAUAGGGCCGGCUUAGCCAACAUGCUUACACUCUUCUCGUGGAUGUUCAACCAUCGGAUCCUGCAAGGACUCAUCACAGCUGGUAUAUACCCGGCUCUGAUGACGCAGCUCGUUAUGCACCGAGCUGGAGAGCGUCGAUUCUACACCCUCUUCUUCGUUGUUCUGUCCUGGAUCCUCAUGAUAGUCAUUACCGAGGUUCAAGACUUCAAUGCCGAUGGAUUUGAAGAACACCUGAAGCAAGUUUCGACCGUGGAUGCUUGCGGAGGCAAUCCUGGGCCAAUGAGCUUCUGUCAGGGAAUCAAGGAAAAGAGCCGCUAUGAUUUCUUUAACGUUACCCUUACAUGUCGGUUUGCAGUUCAUAUCAUAGUAUCAUGCCUAGUCAUCGACUGGAUUGUGCAUUUUACUAAGACACGAAUGACUGGAGACAAGAUCAAGUAUAUGCAAAUUGGCAGAGACUCUCGUACGAUCUUCUCAUUCGCGGAGACCAAGGGCGCCAAACUCUUGCUGGGAGUCUUCUGGGCUGCGAUCGAAAUUCUCACGGUUAUCAUGAUCUCCAUUGGUCUGCACGAGAUGGUUGAACUACUUGACAUGCACUCAUCUGGUAGUGGCCUGUCGACAUGGGGAUUUGGACAACUCGUUGCCGUUGCUAUCUGGUUCCCAGUAAUGAUCAAGUUCGUCUGCCUCAUUAUAUUCGGGCCCAGGAAAGAGGUCAAGCAGAUGGCCGAUGCAGACAGGCCACAAGUCUUGGAGAUAACUAGCUAUCCACAGAACAAAGCGGACAACACAGCAUCCAGAUCUGCUUAA